This is a messenger RNA of Trichophyton verrucosum HKI 0517, 1929 nucleotides long. RefSeq lists its product as uncharacterized. Gene Ontology annotation, cellular component: mitochondrial outer membrane. Lineage: Eukaryota; Fungi; Ascomycota; Eurotiomycetes; Onygenales; Arthrodermataceae. Gene Ontology annotation, molecular function: GTPase activity; GTP binding; calcium ion binding. The transcript is spliced from 2 exons. Bases 1 to 1929 code for a protein of 642 amino acids. Gene Ontology annotation, biological process: small GTPase-mediated signal transduction; mitochondrion organization; regulation of mitochondrion organization. The record is from RefSeq and is a predicted model, not a curated record.
AUGGGAACCGUCUCUAAUUAUAUAUCUAUAACAGUGCGAAUCUGUGUCUGCGGCGACGAAGGGACGGGCAAGUCGAGCUUGAUAACGUCGCUUGUCAAGGGAGUCUUCGUCACCAACAAGAUCCAGGCCGUCCUGCCGCAAGUGACCAUCCCGCCAACCAUUGGAACGCCCGAAAAUGUGACUACGACGACCAUUGUUGACACGUCUGCCCUGCCGCAAGAUCGUAAUAUCCUUGCGAAGGAGCUUCGCAAGUCCAACGUCAUCCUCCUCGUUUACUCAGACCAUUACAGCUACGAGAGGGUGGCCCUAUUCUGGCUCCCGUACUUCCGUUCCCUGGGCGUCAACGUCCCGGUAGUAUUGUGCGCCAACAAGUCGGACCUUCUGCACGAGCAUGGCGAGUCACAGCCUAUCGAGGAGGAGAUGCUCCCGAUCAUGACGGAGUUCAAGGAGAUUGACUCAUGUAUUCGAAGUAGUGCCAGGACGCACCGGAAUGUCAACGAGUCAUUUUUCCUCUGCCAAAAGGCUGUGACGUAUCCGAUAUCGCCUCUGUACGAUUCAAAGGAGUCUGUACUCAAACCAGCAGCUGUCCAUGUGCUUCGUAGGAUAUUUUAUUUAUGUGACAGGGACCGCGAUGGAUACUUGAAUGACAGUGAAAUCGAAAACUUUCAAAGGAGAUGUUUUGGCAAACAUCUGAGCGAAGAAGACUUGGUCAACAUCAAAGAUACCAUUCGAAGAGCAUUGCCUGACUCCGUCACCCCGUCCGGCAUAGACGCCAAGGGGUUUCUUCACUUAAACAAACUAUAUGUUGAAAAGGGCCGGCAUGAGACCGUGUGGAUCAUACUUCGAGCAUUUCAGUAUACGGACAAUCUCUCUCUUCAGGAGGAAUUUUUGCAUCCGCGUUUCGAGGUGCCUCCCUUCUCCUCCGCCGAGCUCUCGCCUGCCGGAUAUCGCUUUCUUGUUGACCUCUUCUUGCUCUGUGACAAGGACAAUGACGGAGGUUUGAAUGAGGAGGAGCUUGCCUCCAUAUUUGCCCCAACACCGGGACUGCCUCCCUCGUGGACAGAGGAUUCAUUCCCAUCAUCCACGGUUCGCAACGAAGCAGGCCACGUCACCCUACAGGGCUGGCUUGCGCAAUGGAGUAUGACCACGUUUACCUCUCCCAAGACAACAUUGGAAUACCUUGCAUAUCUAGGCUUUGAGUCCUUUGACCGCAACAACCCUACUACCACCGCUGCGCUUCAAAUCACCAAACCCCGAAAACGUCGCAGGCGACCAGGGCGAGUGGGCCGGAAUGUCGUUCUUUGUCACGUCGUGGGCGCACCAGGCUCGGGUAAAUCCGCUCUUCUAGACGCCUUCUUAUCCCGGGGAUUCUACCCAUCCUACCGCCCAACCAUCCAGCCUCGCACUGCCGUAAAUACUGUAGAGCUUCCAGGCGGUAAACAGUGCUACAUGAUCCUCGAUGAGCUAGGCGAACUGGAACCUGCUAUUCUUGACAACGAGGCAAAGCUACUCGACCAGUGUGAUGUGAUUGCCUAUACAUACGAUUCAUCAGACCCAGAUUCGUUUGCCUACAUACCCAAGUUACGAGCCAAAUACCCACACCUCGAGGAACUACCAAGCGUCUUUAUUGCCCUCAAAGCUGACUUGGAUCGCACCACUCAACGAGCCGAGCUGCAACCAGAUGAAUAUACCAGUAAGUUGAACAUGUCUGGGCCGCCGUUACACGUCAGCGUAACCUGGAGUUCAAUACAGGAGUUGUUCGUGCAUAUCGCUGAAGCAGCGAUGGAGCCGAGCACCGCUUUCCCCCGUGUCGAAGAAGACGCAGAAGGCAAGUGGAUGGCAUGGGGAAUCGCCAUCGGAGCCGUUGUUUGUGCCAGCGCCGCAGCUGUUGUCAUUUGGAGGCGGGUCAGUUGGGGAGGGAAAUAUUAG